UCGAAGUGGUGACAGUUAAAUCGGGUUUUUUAUUUUAUAUAACGACGAUGGCGGAAUCUAGAAGAACGUCUUCGAAGGCAAAGAGGGUUUCUCUCGGCGUCGGCGGGGCUUUGGUGGAGCGUCCGUUGGACGGGCCGGAGCGGGGUAGCUGGUCUAAUCCGAUCGAGUUUGUUCUAUCCUGCAUCGGGUAUGCCGUUGGCAUCGGCAAUGUUUGGCGUUUCCCUUACCUCAUAUAUCGUAAUGGCGGCGGUGCUUUCCUGAUACCCUUUGUUCUCAUGUUGAUAACAAUGGGUUUACCCAUCUUCUACCUGGAGCUUUGUUUGGGACAGUACACUGCACUUGGGCCCGUAAAGGCUUUCAGCCGUAUGGCACCUGCUUUUCACGGCGUGGGUUAUUCCACCCUGGUCGUAAUAGCUUUGGUGCUUAUAUAUUAUAUGGUAAUCGUUGCGUGGACUUUAUUCUACAUUUUCGCGUCCUUCUCGACGAAACUCGCCUGGGCUUAUUGCGAUAACGAUUUCAAUACAAUGAAUUGUUACAGCGGCCUCGAGGAUAUAAAGUGCCAAGAGAAUGACAAGAGCAGCAUGUUUUACAACAAGACUUGCAUGAGCAUCCAGCAAGUCUGUCAAAAUUUCAAAUACGAUGACGGCAACAUCACCGGUUGUUUUAACAGCAGUGGAAAUUUCCAGCCAUUCGGUAAACUCUAUAUUCGGGUAUUGUCAUCCGAAGAAUACUAUAGCGACUACGUUCUCGGUAUACGCGGCGCCACAUGGGAGAACUUCGGCAGCAUACGAUGGGAGGUCUUCGGCUGCCUCACCCUAGCCUGGAUCAUUUGCUGCCUUUGCCUGAUACGCGGGGUUCAGAGCGUUGGUAAAAUUGUCUACUUCACAGCGAUUUUUCCUUACGUUGUCCUGAUAGCGCUGCUGAUACGAGGUGUUUCGCUAGGAGAGGGUGCAACCGAAGGGAUUAUAUGGUACAUCACUCCCAACUGGUCCACUCUGAAGAACGCUAAAGUCUGGGGAGACGCGGCCUCCCAAAUCUUUUACUCGCUCGGCAUCAGCUGUGGUUCUCUGGUCACCCUCUCGAGCUACAGCAAGUUCACCAACAAUUGCCAUAGAGACGCCAUCUUCGUUAGCAUCACUAAUCUUUUCACGUCCGUUUUCGCUGGUUUCGUGAUAUUCUCGGUACUCGGAUUCCUGGCCCAGCAGAUGCAUGUGCGAAUUAACGACGUCGUACAAAGCGGCCCGGGAUUAGCUUUUAUUGCUUACCCGGAAGCGGUGGUGCGAAUGCCGCUACCCAAUCUCUGGGCCAUCCUGUUUUUCUUCAUGCUCUUCAUUCUCGGUAUUGGCAGCCAAUUCGCAGGUGUGCAAGCGAUAAAUACCGCCAUACUGGACAAGCGACCGGAUUUGCGAAAACACGAGAGUCUCGUGAUCGUGGGUAUAUGCGUUGUUUGCUGGUUGCUGGCGAUUCCGAUGGUGUUCAACGGAGGUAUCUAUCUAUUUACACUGAUGGACUGGAACACCGCCUCCUGGGCGAUCUUGCUGAUCGGAGUCGCCGAGGUCUGCGAGGCUUCUUGGUGCUACGGCUGCAAUAAACUUUUAGGUAAUGUCGCCGAAAUGGGUAUGCGUUUCGGCCGUUUCCUCAGUGGCUACUGGUGGGUCAGCUGGGUCGUCUUAGCACCUCUUACUUGUCUGGGAGUCUUUGUAUAUCAAACGAGUACCUACACUGCGGCAACUUACGGCUCGUAUGCAUUCCCUCCAUGGGCGGACGCGAUUGGAAUACUGAUCGGAUUGUCGACUUUGGCGCCGAUGCCAAUCUUCUUCGUUUUGAAACUGUGGCAAACAAAGAGUUACCGAAGUUUGUUCCGACCUUCUCCACUGUGGGGACCGGCUACAGAGAGAAAUACGCCGGAUAACGCCAGCGUCAGCACGGCGGUGGUUAAUCCGUCGUACGAUAAUUCUUCGGAAAAAGUUUAGCCUAUCUUGGAUAUUCAAUCGUGAGAGAAAUUGGCCCGAUAAGACGCGAGGAUGCACCUCUGUAAAUAUCGAACGACUUUUCUGAGAUUAUUAUACACAGUGAUAGUGCGUGCGUGCAUGUGAUUUGACUUUCGAGAAUACUUUCACGCCUCUUUCAUUUUUAUACGCGUGUAUAAAAUCGCACGUAUGUAUAUGAUAAUUAUCAAAUAAUAUUAACUAUAUAGUAUUGAGCUAAAGUGGACUAUGCUAAAGUGGACGACAAUCUCUGAUGGAAAAAUGCCCUCGUCUAUGGGUGAAGUUAAAAAUGUCAAUAACAUUUUGACCUAUCGCCGAAAUUAUGCCGAUUUUAUCUACUUCACAAAUAGACUUUACAAGUAAUAUAUCAAAGUAAAGUAAUAUAUCAAGUAUUGAUACAAAGGAGAGAAAAUAUCCAAAUCAGUGUGCAACAAAAGGUAUAUACGUGGACUUUUUCUUUUUUGACAAAAUAGAUAUUCCAGAAAUUAACCUUGCUCAAGAAUAGACAUAAAAUCAAUGCAUUCAACCAAGUGUUUUAUUAUGGACUUCAAUGUUACGAACUGAAUGUUAUAAAUUAAUAAAUAAAAACAUGAAU
Molecule: messenger RNA, 2583 nt
Organism: Harpegnathos saltator (Jerdon's jumping ant)
Lineage: Eukaryota; Metazoa; Arthropoda; Insecta; Hymenoptera; Formicidae
Product: sodium- and chloride-dependent glycine transporter 1
Exons: 10
Coding region: 48-1973 (641 amino acids)
Biological process (GO): nitrogen compound transport; sodium ion transmembrane transport; amino acid import across plasma membrane
Cellular component (GO): plasma membrane
Molecular function (GO): amino acid:sodium symporter activity; glycine transmembrane transporter activity
Source: RefSeq, a predicted model, not a curated record